GCGGGCUGUAGCGUCCUUGGAGAUCGACUGACGUUGUUGUUAAUAGUUUAACUGCACAUAUGAAAUGUGGUCCUUCAUAUGAAACGAGCCGUUUUCUACAGGGAAAGCGGUUCAUGCCUCUUUACAAGAAACCAUGGCUGCAGCUGCUCUUAUUGGAGAUCAACUGAUCCUUGAAGAGGACUAUGAUGAGAACUACACCCCCUCUGAACCAGAGAUUCACGAGUAUGCCAGAGAGAUUGGCAUUGAUCCUGACCGGGAACCUGACCUCUUGUGGCUUGCUAGAGAGGGCAUUGUUGCCCCCCUGCCCCGGGAAUGGAAGCCUUGCCAGGAUGUCACAGGUGACGUGUACUACUUCAACUUCUCCACGGGCCAGUCCACCUGGGAUCACCCCUGUGACGAGCACUACCGUGGCGUGGUGACGCAGGAGCGGCAGCGGGCCCAACUGGCCGGCCCCGGCGCUGCAGGAGCAGGCUCCGCUGGGAAGAAGGAGACCAAGGAGAAGAAGAAAAAGAAGGAAAAAAAGGAAAAGAAGGUGAAGAGGAAGAAAGAGCCUCUCAUGACUCCCGGACCUCUGAGUUCAGCCCUUGGUCCCCUGCCGUCCACGCUGGGCAGCCUGGCUCCAUUGAGGGGACUGGAUGCCCUUGGCCCCGGCCCCAUUCCCAGCGCCAAUCCUCCUCUCCGGGGGUCCCUUGGGGGGACCCCAAGCUCUGGGGGGCUGGAGCCUCUCAAGACAUCCCUUGGGGCUCUACGCAGCAGCGGAGGCUCCAUGUCCGUACUGGUCCGAGAGGACCAGGACGACCCUGAUGCCGGGGAGCCAAACUCAGGGAACCAGAGUGCUUGUGGUUCAGCCGGACUUUUGAGGAACCUCUACCUGGACCUGGAUGCCCUGGGAGGGGGCCUGCAGUAUGAGGACAGUGAGGCCAGUGGCGGACCUCCACCAGAGGAGCGUACGGAGCCAGAGCUGCAGGACCUGGCUCUGUCCAGAGACCACAGUCCAGAGCCCCCGUCCCAACAGGAGUCAGUGGCCAGUGAACAAAUGGAGGAUGUUCCUUCGUCCAUGGAGGAUCUUAAGUCCGGCUAUCUCUCCAAGAUGUCGGAGAAGCCCCUUGAGCCCAAGGACCGGUCCCCUGCCGUCAGCCCCCUGGACACGGACCUGGGGGACAAGGAGGAAGACGAUGAGGAGGAGGAGGAGGAGGAGGGAGAGAGGGAGCCGAGCGUGAGGAGGAACUCCACAGGCAGGAGACCCGUGCAGGCUGCUGCGGUGGUGGAGCGCUCUCCAGCCCGCCAGGUGGACCGGCUGGUCCUGCACCAGUCCAGCACCGAGCACUCCCUCUCCAGCCCCGAGCCCUCGGGCAGGGACGCAGGGCUCCGCCCGAAGGCCGAGGGCCUCAGUUCCUCCCUGGGGCUCCAGAGGCCCGAGACAUCCAGGGGUCGGCUGGCCCGCGCCCCUAACGCCCGCCAACGAGAGCAGGAGUCCCCCACGCGGGAGCAGGGCGGCCCGCCGGCCGAGGAGCUGAGCUGGAAGACGAGGAGGACCCUCAGUGGGGAAGGGGAGAGGGAAGAGGAGGUGGAGAUCAGAAAAUUAAGGAAAAAAGAUCAGCAGGAGGACGAGAGGAGGAAGAUGGAGGUAGAGGAACAGGAUGAAGAGGAGAAGGGAAGGGAAAGGCGAAAUGAGGAGAGAGCGAUGGAGAGGAGGAAUUUGGAAAGGGAGGUGGAGGAGGAGAAGAGGCGUGGCUCGCUGGAGAAGGAGAGAAGGCUACGCCUCCUUCGGGAGGAGCUGAGGAGAGAAGAGGAGGAGGAGGAGAGGAGGCUGAAGAAGGAGAGUGAGGAGAGAGUCAGGGCUGUGUGUGAGCGGCUGGACUCUGAGAGGAGCAAGGAGGAGACCAGGCUGAGAGAGGAGUCAGACAGGAAGUUAAAGGAGCUGAGGGAGAGCGGCCAGAGGGAGACGGAGCACCAGCAGCAUACGCUCAGAGAGGAGAGCGGAGCUACGGUCCAGGGCCUGCGGGUCACUCUAGACGAGGAGCUGGUGGCGGAGCGUGAUAGGCUGGAGGCCCGGAAGAGGAAGGACUCAGAGAACCUGAGGAUGGAGCUGGAGACAGAGCUUCAAGCGGAGAGACAGAGGCUGCUGGGAGAGAAGGAAGAGAAACUGAGCUCUCUGAGACAGGAGAUCAAAAGCACAGAGAGAAGAAAAGAGUUGAGGAGUAUUCGCCCUGAGCAGCAGCUGACUGAGUAUCGUAGAGAGCUGGCUGACGUGCUGAAGGAAGUGAGGGAGGAAGUUCAGCGGGACCAUAACAGGAAGCUGGAGCAGCUGAAGGAGGAGCACAGGAGGGAGCUGAGCGCCAUCAGGGAACAGCACCUAGACCAGGAGGCGACCCAGAGAGAGCGUUUGCUGUGUGCUCUGCAGGAUGAACGAGAGCGUCUGCAAAGCACACACACCGUUCAACUGGAGAAACUCCGCCUGCAGCUGGAAACACAGACACAGAAGACAUGGCUGGCACACACACGCAAGGAGUCUGAGCUGCAGGACCAGUUGGAGCAGCUGGAGCUGAAAACCAAAGAUCUGAAGACCCAGGAGGCCCUGCUGCAAACCAAGGAAGCAGAUCUGAAGAGGAGGAGGAAGAGGCUGGGGGAAGAGGAGGAGGAGGUUGAGAGAGGCAUGAAGGAGAGGGAGCAGUUGACGGAGGAGCUGGGCCGGGCGCGGGAGGAGCGGCGGCGGGCCCAGCAGGGUGCGGAGGGGGCGAGGGGCGAGCGGGACGCGGCCCGCGAGGAGUUCCGCCGCGCCCAAGAGGACCGGGAGCGGCUGGAGCACAAGGUGGAGGCACUGCAGGAACGCUGCGCACGCCUCGGCGGCAGGGUCAGUGAACUGGAGCAAGGCGAGGGAGCCGGCGUCUCCUCCACCCCUCCGCCCAGACUGGAGAAGAAGAAGGCGGAGGGCCGGGCAGAGAAGGUGGACGACCCCCCCCCCUCUCACGCCCCGAGUGGCGUGGGCAACAGAUCGCUGCACAUGGGGGACCUGGAGGAGCCGCCCCUCUUCCCCGUCCCCGACAGCCAGAGCAGCCUGCAGGACAUGCGUCGCUACAUCAGCACGGAGGAGGCGUCCCUCCACGAGGCCCGGCGUUUCCUGGAGCGGGAGAGCCGGCGCCUGGCGGAGAGGCAGGCGGCGCUGCAGGCGGCCGGCCCGGGGCCCUACACCCGCCACCACAGCCUGGACGCCGCCGGGCAGGAGCCGGGUCAUGUGGAGCAGCUGCGGCGUGCGGUCCAGCAGGGCAGCACGCUGCUGCGGCGCAAGGAGGAGCAGCUGCAGCAGCUGGAGAGCUCCCUGGCGGAGGAGCCCCUGUUGGAGGAGCUGUCCCGCAUGUCCGGGGAGCGCAAGGUGACCUUCGACGUGACAGACUCUGACCUCAGCAGCACCCUGGACCCCCACGACGGACCAGGCGCCCAUCCUACCGUACCUGCCAAGGUGCAGCAGUUGGCCGAGUCCCUGCAGCAGAUCUCGGGUCAGCUCAACCUCGUGCUAGGGGCCCUGGGCUCGCUGGCCCCGCCCUCCGCCUGCAGCCAGGGGUCCGGCGGGUUGCCUCCCACCUCCUCCGCACCCCUCUCCGCCGGGCCCCCCUGGGCAUGGGGCGGGAACCACCCCGGGGCCGCGCCCCUCUUCGCCAGCUCCAUGUCCGCUACACAGAGGGCCCCGGCGGACCUCCUGAGCAGCCGCUGGGCCAAGCUGUUCCCCGGAGCCCCUCUAGACCCAGUGGCCUCCAGCACCUUGAGGACCACUUCAACGUACUCUUCAUUCACUCCUGCAAGCGUGCCGGAGCUGGACGGUCAGCGGCUGCAGGGGCUGAUCGACGGGAACAAGAGGUGGCUGGAGAUGCGACGGAAGGACGCCAGCAUACCUCUGUUCACCCGCUACCGGCCGCCAUCCACCGGGGGCGCCGGGCUGGUCCAGCUGGGCCUCGACGACAACAACCAGAUCAAGGUCUACCACUACUGAGGAGCUCCCCCACAUGAAGGAGAUCCAUGGAUCCGUUUAUCUGCCCCCCAACGUCAUUUACAUUACUCUACCAAAAUGCUGAGACAGCUGGUCAUAACAUUGUCCACUUCCACUGUCGGAGGGAGGGGGCGGGGCGGGGAUACUAGACUUGACUUUAGCUAUAGUGUGUAUGAAGGCUAGAGAAGGAUGCACUAGAUGCCUUAAGUGAGUUCCAGGAAACCGUGUUGAAUGAAACCACUGAAGUUCAAACACUCAGCGAGUUCACUGUUCAGUGAAACUGGAGGUGAAGGAGUCACACAAGAAAGUUUAGACAAUCGCAGCGUUGACUGUCUUUUUAUACAUGAAAACUGGCACAUGUGAAUGUGCGAGCUCCAAGCAGGUUACAACAAGCACCUAGAGGUGUUUCUAUCUAUUUAGCCUCAUUAUGGCUUCUUUGUUGACUCCUUUGUGUAGUAUGCAUUGAUCAGAGCUGAGUUAUAAGAGUAGGGGCAUGAACAGGGGGCCCCAUGAGUUAAUGAAGUUAUUAAUAUGGGUCCAGUGCCUAGAAUGAACUUCUUGAUGCACCCGUGUGAUGAAGGCCUGUUGUUGUACAUUCAUGUAAAAUAAGAAACCGGCCAUUAUGUUGUUUAUCUGUAUUUAUUGGUUAUUUUUUAACAUCUAAUCCAAAUAUUAAGGCUGGAUGUUACUGUAGAUUAAGUGUGCCUUUGCUUCUUAUUAGGUAACAGAUGCUUUUAACCGCAUGCUUUUCAAAGAACUGGGACAAGUCUGUUCAAUCAGAACACACUUUAGUCAAACAAGGUCACCUGAAUAGAACGUGGGUCGAUGGAGAAUAUACCACUAAUGUGAUGUUGACCGGCCUGCGGUCUUCAUUGAGCUUCAUGCUUGGUAGACAUUGUGCAUAAAUGUGUUUGUAUUUUUCUAUGAAAUAUAUUAAAUCUACGUUUUUAUACAUUUUCAAUACUUUGUGUUGUAUUGCAUAAUCAGUUAUAAAUCAAACUUUUGUAUCGUUUUUUUACAGAAUGCAGCAAUGCGAUUAGAUCUGAUUCAUAAUGACAAAGUAAGACACAAAUAAGGAAGCGAUGAGGGACCGGGACGUGACAGGAUUAUCUGAAAACCAGACAUUUUAUUCAGUAACCGAGCCAUUGCAUUGAUAGUGACAUUAAAAUGGAUUUAUCAUACAACAGAGUGCAAAACAAUUUUUGUUCCUCGGUAGAACAUGAGGGACGUUAACCAUUACAUUACAAUCAUUAUUGUCCAAUGAGGCGGGCAGGAUAAGAGAUCUGGCGAAUCAGAAUGUAAGUAUCAUCUCGACAUGAUUAGGUUGUUAAAGGCCGCUGACAGACGGGACAUAGAGGACACUCUCACGGAUUAAGUUAUCAGACAAACAUCUGUACAAAGGCUUACGCACACACAUCCACACGCAGUGUAUAAACCCACAGCAUAAAAACAGCUAAAAAAAACUUGACUCCACUCUUGGUUGCUUCAUAGGUCUGUGAUGCAGACA
Molecule: messenger RNA, 5492 nt
Organism: Gadus chalcogrammus (walleye pollock)
Lineage: Eukaryota; Metazoa; Chordata; Actinopteri; Gadiformes; Gadidae
Product: centrosomal protein of 164 kDa-like
Exons: 27
Coding region: 134-3988 (1284 amino acids)
Molecular function (GO): protein binding
Source: RefSeq, a predicted model, not a curated record